AUGCCUCCACCAUUCAAUGCUUUCUCCGACCGACCAAUUGCUGUUGGUGGUCUGAGGGACCGCAGGGCACUGGCGCGUCAGAGCGAGUCAACACAGGAUUUCUCAAAGGAUAUCUCCUCUGAGCGCAACCAUGGCGGGAAACGUGUGACUGUACGUGGAGUGGAUCGAGCACAGGCACGACGGCGAUCAUUACUGACAAGUUGUGCUAGUGGUGUUGCUGUGCCACGUGUGGUCAGGGAAGACCAACCAUCCGAGCUAUUCGUUUCAUCAGUUGUAAGCUAG
This is a messenger RNA of Sphaeroforma arctica JP610, 282 nucleotides long. RefSeq lists its product as hypothetical. The transcript has 2 exons. The record is from RefSeq and is a predicted model, not a curated record. The coding region runs from base 1 to 282 and encodes 93 amino acids. NCBI's taxonomy places the organism in Eukaryota, Ichthyosporea, Ichthyophonida.